CCUGCAUGUACAAUUGUGGCGUCUCUUCCUCAGUUUGCUACAAGUGGCACAUUUUGACUCUGUUUGCCUAAGCCGCACAAGCUACUAAUAUCCAGUUCGCUUUCCCCAGCUGCUUCGAUGAAGUUAGUUUGCUGUCGACUGAGAGAUGUGGAUGAUCUUCGACUUCUCUGAUUGAUCAGUGUUCACUGAGAGAUGUGGACAGUUUUCGACUUCUUUGAUUGAUCUCAGAUUGGAAUGUUGCAACAACUCGACAGCUAGAAGAAUGGAGUCUCUUGAGGAACUAUUUUGCAAUCAACCAGUCCGAGGUAGACAAGUGACAGAAGCUGUCAUUCGUUUGCUGAAGUCAAUGAAGAUUGAUGGAAUGGAUGAACUGCUUCCACAGAAGCCGAAGGAUGAGCUGAUUGGUAUGAUGGCUGCACAGUGUGGCGACUAUUGGAUGCGUGUGUUAGACGAAGCCUUCACCAAGAACUGGAAAUCAAAACGGCAUUGUGAACAUCUCAGAUUGCUGGCCAUGCAUGUUGCACUGACUUCAGCUGAAGUCUUUGAGAAGAUACCGAAACAUUUGGCAGCAAUGCGGAAAUCACAUGUGUUCACUGACCAUGGCAACUUUGUACGUAUCAAUGCAGAAGCCAUCAAGAUUAUCCAGAAGCGGUGCCAUUCAAUUCGCUUGUCGGAAUGGAUAAAGAAUCCGAAACUCACCUUGAAUGAUUGUUACAAGUGGCAAAAGGAGAGAAAGGAGAGAGAAGAAAUUCAAUCACUCCGUGAAGCGACCCUGCAAGGAUUAUCACCUGAUCAGAAAGUUGAAAGAACCAGUGCCGAUGGACAGAAAGUUGGGAGAAUCGGUACAGAUGGACAUUGCAGUAACGUGAACAUCACAUCACAGAAGAACGAGAAGAAAACCAGAGGUGAAAGCAGCACAAGACAGCAGUUUACCAAACACGAGAUGGAUGAACGACAGAAAGAAUCACAAGUUCCACAAGAUGACUUGCUGAAGAAGAAAUCAAAGAAGGAAAAACCGAAGUUUCUAGUUGAGCGCUGUCCUUCACUACCCGCCAUCAAGAUCAGAAGUGGCCAUUCAGCUACUGGGGGUCUUGAUGCUGAUGAUCCAUUGCUAACCUCUACUGCUCACUGGAGGACACAAUACCUUCAUCUUAUUUAUGAUGAUGAUGAGGAAGAUGGUGAUGGUUCACGAAAUAUCAGGAGAGCACAAAGCUGUGAUGAUCUUAUGUCUGGCGGAAACAGAAGUCGAAAGUCGCGGCUGCAAACUCUUUGUCCGACAACGCUAUCAACUGGCACGGAUAGUCUCUUAUCAGCAGAUGGUAACGGUGGAUUUAGUGAUGUGGCUGCAGAUGAGAAUGACUACUACUCCGGUCUACACAUUGGUGGGAAUUGCAGUUCAUCCAGUGUGGACGACUCAUUGUCAACAUCCUCACUUCAACUCAGAAGUCUCAGUCCAGACACUCAUCCACUUUGGCAUGCUGUUGUUAGGGAGAGAAAGCAUCUACCAAAGAAGCCACCGGCAGUACGCACCUCCUUGAGAGCCACGUCAGUGCAGCAAGAGCAGCAGUAUCAGCAGUAUAAUAUAUCAACUCAUCAUAGUCUAGGUGGCUCCAGCGAUUGCUUCAGUGCUAAACUUGAAAACCCUGCAUACAGCCCAUAUCAACAACGUCACCCUGGUCCAAAUGUGGAAGACCUAUCUGGAUCAAGAGCAAGCACAUCGCAUUGCCUUUCCUCAUCUGUUCCUUCAGCCUCAUCAUUAGCAGCUCCAUCACUUUCUCGCGUUGAUCAUGGUGAUGCUUGCUCGCCAAGACUGACGAUGCAAAAGCCUGAAUACAAUGUUCUUUUGGCUUCAGGUAGUAAGCAGGACACUAUCCCUACUGCAGAAUAUGCUUACUAUCCUGCUCAUAGCUCUGAUGGGUUCGAAGAAGAGCGUCAAGGUGUCUCCAUGACAGCAAUGAGCACUGAUGCAGUAACCAGUACUGCUGGUGUAUACAUGGGAGAUGUAUCAUUUGCUGACAUUGAUCACAGAGUCCCAUAUGAUAGUCAAGCUGGGUCAUUGUCAUCCAUGACUGCAGCUGGUGCAUCUUUGACUAGUCAGUGGCAGGAGCAGCAGCCGCAGCACCAUAAUCACCACCACCACCAACAUCAUCAUCAUCAUCAACAACAACAGCAGCAGCAGCAGCAGCAGCAGCAACAGCAACAAUAUCAGCAGAUUGUGUUAGAUAGGCCUGAAGAAUACAGUGAAGGAGAACAAUCAAGUUGGCCAGUUCAUCACCCUGACCAUCAUCCUGACCAUCAUCCUGACCAUCAUCCUGACCAUCAUCCUGACCAUCACCCUGUCCAUCACCCUGUCCAUCAUCCUGACCAUCACCCUGACCAUCACCCUGACCACCAUCCUGACCAUGUUGUUGAUAUGGGCACUGAUUGGGAUUCUCCAAUGGCAGCAGCAGGUGGUCAAGUGAUGUACACGGCGGACGAUAUUGCCUUUCAGCAAGCCGGGCAGAUUUCGCAAGUGACAUUGGGAAGUUGUCAGGCCGGUAGCAGCAUUACCAUGGCAUCAUCGGAAGUCUCGAACCAGACAGACAAUGACGACUUUCACUUCCAUGAGGGCAGUAGUCAAUUACCCCAUCCAUCUAUUGGCAAUGCUGGAAAUGAUCAACGAAGUCAACUACACGUAGAUGACUGCCUUGAACAGCAGCAGCAGCAGACGCAGCGGCAACCAACUUCUCGCACUGCAGACAGUGCAGCAGCACAUGCAGCAGCAGCUUGCCACACUGAUGCUCCUUCAGCCACUCGCCACUCUAACAAAGAGUAUUGUUCUGAGCAAUCCUAUCGAUCACAGAUGAUGCAGGAUGAAUCCAAGGGGAAGUCGAGUAGUGAUGGCGAGCUGCAUAGCCCCCGGCACCGUGAGCUGCAUAGCCCCCACCGUGAGCUGCAUAGCCCCCACCGUGAGCUGCAUAGCCCCCACCGUGAAUGGAAGUUUAACAGUAACCAUGACCAGCAGCACAGUCUACUUGAAAGCGGAGCAUACACACCGUGUGCUCUCCAUGAUGUGGAUACUGUGCAGCUGAAGCUUGCUGAGUAUCAUGGAUUGGAUCCAGUUCAUUUAGCGUGGAUGCGAGUAGAAGAUCGUGACCUCCUUCCUGGUGAAGUCUUUACUCAGCAGCACAUCAUGUAUAACCCUCUCAUUCACAAUAUAAGCAAUGAGAUCAGUAAACAGCUUGAUAAAAGCACAGAUGAGGAGCGAAACCUGGAUUUGGUUUUCACAGAGCUAGAGAAGGUUAUUCCAGACCGGCACAACACAUUUGAUGUGGAUGUUCCAACUCAUCCUGCUCCUUCUCAACUGAAUGAACCUCUGCCGAACCUAAUGAGCUCAGCUUUCAUCCAGGAUCUGCACUGUCCAUUGCGAGAGAGUAGUAAGAUAUGUCAAGCUUCUCAGCCUCCAUGGCAGGGCCAUGACUACAGUGAAUGGCUUGGAAAUUUUGGACGACAUGGAGGCUUCCAUUGCGGCAUGUUAAAGUCCGAUGCUAACCAGGACAGUAGUACAACGGUGACAUCAAUGGAUGCAAAGACUGAAAGCAAGUUUCGCUCUUGGAAACAAUGGUGGAUGACGACGAUCAAUCCUGAAGACUACUUUCGGUGUCUAACUCAAUCUGAGAGUGAUUUUCUUCACUGUGCAUUCCACCUGUAUGAUCCCGUUCCCGAGCCAUGUAAAGAAUCACCUCCUCCUUCUCCAAGACCUGAAGAUUUGAAAGGCAAGUCCUGGUUUCAGUCUGGUGACGAAUCCUACUCUGCGCAAACAUGGACUGCAAGCGAUGACGUGUAUCAUGCUCUAGCUCAUCCUUACGCCGACUCUCUAACUAAACCCGGCGUGUCCGAUUCCGAUAAUAGCUUGGAGUCAACAUGUUCUGGUCCUGUUUCUCUAAGGGCAGAGCAGCUGCAGCAGCAACAACAGAGCUCUAGCAUUUCCGUGGAACUUCAGAAGGAGCUGCAGAGCGUUUGGAAGGAGCUGUACCUCCCAGAGAGUACAAUAAUGGAACUUAGUUUCAAGUAUGGCGGAGAGCAUCUGCCAUUACAGAUUCUGAGCAAGGCACUUUGUGCAUGGAAGAAUGUGCUCUCUCUUGUAAAUGAACGUGAAGUUAUGAUAGCAAGCUGGGAGGUUCAUCCUUCCUUCCUCCCAGGUGGCGGCACAGUUCAUGCUGAUAACACUGUUGCAGAAGGUGAUAGUGGUAGUGGUGGUAGUUGUGGUGAUGGUACCAGUACGCAUGGUAUUGCCAUUGGUGCUGGUGAUCCAAGGACAGAUGAUGCUAGUAUUACUGGCAUUACCAAUGGUGGCGCUGCUGAUGUUGCUCGUACUGGAGAAGAGUUUACACGAGAAGCAAAAACAAUGAAGGCUGCUCAUACAGUUUCUAGAAAACGCGGCAAGCAAGCACAUCGCUAUGACACAGGACUUGCUAAGCAAGAAGAAAGGUUGGACAGGCUUGAAAGUCAGCUACGCAAAGUGAUCAAAGAGAUGAGGAACGACUUUGGUGACGAUGUCAUGUUCAGGGGUGUAAACUACCUGGAGAAGAUGAGAACGGACCGAAAAGAGCGCAUCUUCUGGCUACAUCACCAUCACAGAGACGUAGCAAUUGAGAAAUUCAGAGCGCCGGUGUCUGUUGUGAAUGUGGGCCAUUGGUAACAUACCCAGAAGCCCUGCCCUUCUGCCAAAUUGCAUUAUGGCAAAUAGUUGCAAAUACACACCCUUGAACCGGAUUUAUGCAUCCUUGCACCAGUGUGCACCCUCACACACGCACACACAUACAGAACAACACUAGGACCACCACAAUCGUGAGAUUAUCAUCAGGAUAGUGAAUUAUAGAGUAUAUUUGUUUUCGGAUGACUAUUGCCCUUUUUCACUCCUCUUUUUCUCCCUCUCUCUCAUUCACAUCCACUCCCACUCCGAAUAUUCCCUAAAUGAACAAUUCUCGUUGACAAAGGUUUACACAGUUCAUCGUCUUGAGGGAGUCAUACCCCCCACCCCCGAGUCUUAGCUUGCUGAUCCCGUUUUGUAUAUCUAUUCUCUGCACACUGUAUUAGAAGGUGGAUGCUUUCCAUGCUUCCUGCCGUCUGACUAAAACUUGACUAACCAUCGACUCGACAAACCUUCAAGCCUUUGAAAACACUCCCUGCUCAAUAUA
This is a messenger RNA of Sycon ciliatum, 5180 nucleotides long. RefSeq lists its product as uncharacterized. NCBI's taxonomy places the organism in Eukaryota, Metazoa, Porifera, Calcarea, Leucosolenida, Sycettidae. The record is from RefSeq and is a predicted model, not a curated record. The coding region runs from base 263 to 4681 and encodes 1472 amino acids. The transcript is spliced from 29 exons.